Molecule: messenger RNA, 3023 nt
Organism: Puntigrus tetrazona (Sumatra barb)
Lineage: Eukaryota; Metazoa; Chordata; Actinopteri; Cypriniformes; Cyprinidae
Gene: depdc1b
Product: DEP domain containing 1B
Exons: 11
Coding region: 177-1775 (532 amino acids)
Biological process (GO): intracellular signal transduction
Source: RefSeq, a predicted model, not a curated record
GUUAAGCGGUACCGUCACGUGACCGAUUUCGUGUGCCAAUCACUUUACUGUCGGGAAUUUUUUCGGUUUUCAAAAAUGAAGUAGCUAACGUUAACUGGCGUGGAGAUGUUUACGGAGGUAAACACCAUAACUUUAGUAGGUAAAUUAUAAAUAAACUAAUACAACUUAAGGCUAAAAUGGAUGGCAGAAUGAUUGGACCUGGACCUUAUAGGGCGACGAAAUUGUGGAAUGAGACCAUCAAGCUCUUCCGUGGUGGAAUGCCAGUCAGACGUCACUGGGCUCAUUUCAGGAGUUAUGACCACAGUUUUACAGGAGCCGAGGCUCUCGACUUCCUCCACGAGCUGCUCAGACAAAACCAGAACUUUGGACCCGAGGUGACACGCUACCAAACACUCAAGUUACUCCGAAAAUUCCUUAAAAACCACGUCAUCGAGGAUGUCAAAGGACGAUUUGGUAAAGAGGACUUUGAGGACAAUGGACAUUUAUACAGAUUCCCCCCACAAUCACCUCUGAAGCCUGUUCCUGUGCGUCCACCUGUAGGAGAUCACAGCACAUUACCCAGAAUGCCACGCUGGGAUGACUUUGAUGAGAUCCCAGUGCCAGAGAAGAUCCCAAUGAAGCCUCUUAUGAACUCGGAGUCGUGGAACAAGAGGCACAGCAUCGCCAUCGGUGAGGUUCCUGAAUGCCGUUUAAUCCGGAGGAGGGAAUUAACCCCCAAACACGUGGACCAGAUAUGGAAGUCAAUGACGCUAACACAUUUACAGACUGUUUUGGGUCUCCAGUCUCUGGAUGGGGUUUUAGACGGCAAAAUGCUGAGCCCCAAGCACAUCGUUCACAAUGUGUUUGGUGUUAACAAGCAGGGGAUUGUGGUGCUGAAGAACAAAGCAGAGGACUUGCCUUAUUGGGUGUUAUCUGCAAUGAAAUGCCUUGCAAACUGGCCCAAUGGGAAUGACGCCAGGCAGCCCAUGUAUCCGGGGUUCGAGAGAGAUGUGUUCAGGACAGUGGCAGAGCAUUUUCAGAGAUUGAAAGAGCCACUUUUGACUUUCCAUCUGUAUGAAAUAUUUGUCAGUAUUUUGGGGCUCCUGCAGCAGCAGUCGGUUGCGGUUGAAGCGCUGCAGGUCUGCUGUCUCCUGCUGCCUCCAGCCAACCGUCGUAAACUGCAGCUGUUAAUGCGUCUGAUGGCUAAAGUCUGUGCCAACCCCUCUCUCCCCCCUCUGAACGACACCAUAGGAGCCCGUACCCUGAUGGUCCAGACCUUCUCCCGGUGCAUUCUGGGAUCUGCGGACGAGGUGGACUUGGACGAGCUGUUGGCCACCAAACUGGUCACGUUCAUGAUUGAUAAGCACGAGAGUGUGCUGAAGGUGCCUUCCAACCUGCGGAAAUCUGUCGAGGAGCAUCUGUCUCACCUCAGAAGAGCUCAGAUAAAGUAUGCAGGUGACACGGACACCUCCGCGGCGUCUCCACCUCACUCGUUCUGCAGACAGAUCAGCAGGGAGGAGUUUGAGCAGCAGAGGGUCUCUGGAUCUCAAGGAGCCAUCGUGGAACUGCUGGAGAACAUCAUUCAAGACAAGAACAUGUCCAUUAAAGACAAGAAGAAGAAGCUGAAGCAGUUCCAGAGAUCUCAUCCUGACAUCUACCGCAGACGCUUUCCCACCGCUGAAAGCGAGGCGGUGGUUUUCCCAGAGAGACCCCAGAGACUCAAACCUCAGCUGAUGUUCCUCACGCUGAAGAAACCCUUCCAGCCCUUCCAGAGGAGCUGGAGCUUUCGGGCUUGAGUCAGUGGUCAGUUAUGAGGCUAGUGUGACCGUGUUAAGUAUUAUUGUCAAGGAGAGACGUUACAGAAUAUUAAAGGACAUCUUGAAUCCAAAUAACACUCAAUUCAGUGAUCAGAUGGAUUAAAUAAAGUAUGAUGCUGUGCAUUGAAGUCCCCUUAAAGCAAGUCACUACAGGCAAACCCAUUGUUUUUUUGUUUUUUUUUUUAAUGCAAUGACCGAUUUUGAGAUUUUAUUACUUUAUCUGCACCUCUAGAUUUCAAUUACAGUACAUAUCCAUAUUAAUGCUGUGUUUUUUCUUUUUGUUACUGGCUGUUGGCAGUAUUUUCUGAUUUACGGCGUGAUGAAAUGAGAAAUCCCAAAUCCUUCUGUGAAAGGAAUUCUGAACCUGAAGCUUCAUAAUAUUUUCCCUAUUCACUUGCAGUGUCUUGCUAUAAGAAUGAGCUUGAAAAUUAGAAUAAAAAAAAACAACACACACAGAUCCAGAGGGCCUCCGUAGUGCUUGUUGAUUUUAUUCGUUUGAUGUAAAUAAUCUGCAACAUUUACAAUCGCUUGUGUUCUAUUUUUAAGCCGCUGUAGUUUUACCUCCAGCUGCAGGUGUCGUCUAACAGCUGCUAAGUUCUCAUUUCUGCUAAAUUAUGCUGUCACUGAUAAUCAGCCAGAGGAAAUAUGUGCCGGUCACCAGAAAAUGGCUUUUGAAAACUUCGAUUUUAUACUUUAAAUCAAUUUAGGUAUACGUCAGUGUCACAGCAGCUACUGAUGCACUACAGGCUACAUACACUGCCUUUCUGUCUUGUGUUUUUAUACUUCAGCGUCCUCUGUUUUUACUGGUUUCUGUUUUUUUUUGUUCUUUCUUUGUAUUGUAUUUGGUUUUAGAGUUGUUCUAGGUUGUCAUGUUUGAUCACGUCACGUAGCACUAAAAGCUUCACAUCUUAUCACUUGACUAUUUAUAACUGAUUGUGAUCGACUGUCAUGGUACUGUAAGUAUAUCGUUCAAAAGAUGCUGUGUAAAUCUGAUCUUCACUGAUGUUUUCUUUAAACUGGAUUUAGCUGGCAGCUGUUUUUAUGUGUUUUAAAAGUAAUGGAUUUUAACACAAGGCUGGAUUUAAUCUGGCUGGUAUCACUUUUUUUUAAAGUUUAUGUCCCCAGUGUUGUGAUUUUGUACAAAUUCUGGAGUUAUUGUUACUGAUUUGGACGUCUACACUAUGAUCACAAAUAUGCAAUUGGAAAAAAUAAAUCUUUAUUACAUGC